AUGCUCAAGUCAAUUUCCCUCUUCAGCCUUUUGGCCCUGCCAUACGCAGGGGCAACAGCCUCGCCCGAGUUCUGGGUUGGCCCUGAUGUGCCCGAGGAACCUACCGAGCUUUGGCUUGCGGAAGCCGGCCUACCCGAGGUGUUGAAGACUCGCGAUGUUAGUCUGGAAGACCGCGAUCUCGACAGUCGGGCUACCGUGAAGAUUCCCGUCGUGGCCAACUUCAAUGACCGACUCCCCCAGUCGCCAUUGGGCACCUAUAGAGGACUGGACUUUCAAAUGGGAAACGUCAAGCUAGGAACAGGCUUCAAUGGCCAAGUCACCAAGGGCAUCAUCCCGCGGACACCCCCAAACGCCCUGGGGUACGGCGUCGUGGUCAACCUGGGCGACCCCAGCCCCACCAUCACCGUCGACUACGACGACUCCAACGCCAUCAGCUUUGACCUGCACAACUUUUGGUUCGGGUGCGCCCUGGGCGCCAUAUCCUCGCUGGCCGUGCCCCCCAUCACCUGCGUCGUCUUUGCCGGCGGCUACGACACCACUGGCCGCCGCGUAGCCCUCCAGCAGACCGCCUUUGUACCUGCCAAUGCCUCGUCCGACACGGAGCCCAUGAUCCUGGCUACUCUCAAUGACGACUUCAAGAACCUGGCCGAUGUUAUUUUUGUCACAAAAUACAACACGGCAACGCAGCUGGGCGUAACCCUGAUUGACAAUGUCAACUUUACCGUUACUGCCAAGGUCUAA
Molecule: messenger RNA, 741 nt
Organism: Pestalotiopsis fici W106-1
Lineage: Eukaryota; Fungi; Ascomycota; Sordariomycetes; Amphisphaeriales; Sporocadaceae
Exons: 2
Coding region: 1-741 (246 amino acids)
Source: RefSeq, a predicted model, not a curated record